AUGUUCCGAAGUAUCCUGCUCGUAGCUAUCGGCUCAGGAAUUGCACCUUGUUUACCAGUCAUCCUGGCACAAAAUACUCGUAUUAGUCUUUUUUGGUCAACUCGAGAUCCAUUGACGACUUAUGGUGAUGAAAUCGGUGGCAUUAUCAAAGCACUGGGGUCUAAUGCAUACAUCCAUAAUACGACGACUAUGGGGCGACCCGCGACUCUUCCUCUUGUGAUCCAGCAGUACCGAGAUACUGAUUCGGAAGCUGUCAUCGUGAUUUCGAAAGCAAAAUUGACGAUAAAGCUCGUACAAGAUUUGGAAUUCAUUGGAAUCCCAGCCUUUGGUCCCAUCUGGGACUCAUAG
Messenger RNA from Sclerotinia borealis F-4128, 348 nucleotides. The record is from the annotation of a GenBank genome assembly. Lineage: Eukaryota; Fungi; Ascomycota; Leotiomycetes; Helotiales; Sclerotiniaceae.